Rosa rugosa (rugosa rose) is the source of this 1427-nucleotide messenger RNA. RefSeq lists its product as uncharacterized. The record is from RefSeq and is a predicted model, not a curated record. Bases 40 to 876 code for a protein of 278 amino acids. The transcript has 3 exons. NCBI's taxonomy places the organism in Eukaryota, Viridiplantae, Streptophyta, Magnoliopsida, Rosales, Rosaceae.
CUCAAUUCUUCAGCACUUGGAGUCUCACAAAGUUUUGCAAUGUUGGAUUUUCCAAGCAAUGAGGGGGAAUCUCUAGAGCUGCGUGUGACAUAUAACCAUACAGAGGGGCAACAAGUUGAUCAUUUGCCACUGGCAAUUCCAGCGUUUACAAAACAACUGCUUUCGGGGUCAAAAUUCAGUACCAUACUUCCUCUAGAUGAAAUUCCAGAGUGGUUCAUCACUACAUCUACCAGAAAUCCCAUAUCAAUCUCAAUACCUCCAAAUCUGGCCGAUGAUAACACGUGGAAUGGAUUUGUCGCGUGUGCUAUAUUCUCAGUCAAGGGGCAUGCUGCUCUCUCCCUUAUUGAACCGGAUCCUGAUUUUUCUAAUUACUCAUAUCAAAUCACAUUGGAAACUGAUGUUAUGCGUCUGGAACCAUAUGUGUUGGGACUGGAUUCAGUGGUAUUAGGCCGCUUUAGAUCAAUUUCUCAUCUGCUUGCGAUUUUCUUUAUAUCUAGUUUGAAGUUUCCACAGAGGGGAUUAAAUCAAUCAACUGUGGUAAGUGCUAUGUUUGAAACUACCAAUCCAUCCAUGGUGAUCCAGAAAUGUGGAAUUCGUCCAGUCUAUGAGCAAGAUGCUGGAUGGUUCUCCAGAAUAAUCGGGCGGAAUGAUUUGAUUUGUCUGAAUAAAGUUGAUGACACCACCUCUAUAUGGCUUGAACAAUACACCGCCUGUGUAUUGGAGUCUGGCUGGCUUAGUCAAUCUUUGGAAUGGGAGGAAUUCAUUCCACCCUUGGAAGAAGAAUCCACACUUGUGCUGAGAAAGAACCUUGAGUAUGUUCUUCCGAGAUACCUUGAGGUCGAUCCAUCUGUGUUUCUCUCUAGCUACUUUAUAUGAUAUCUCUCUAAUCUCUAUAUCUUUGAAAUAAAACAUGUUACUAAUUAAUUAAAUUUCACAUUUUCACUAUUCCAGGAGCUAAAUCAUUACUGUGCAACUUUUGAAUUAAACAUCAGAGGAAGCCCACAGUGGUUUCAGUCGUUUGUCUCUAAUACGAGGUUAAAUUUGACCAUAGGGUCAAUCAAGCUGCCUCAAAAUCUACAUAAGAGCAAUAAAUGGAAGGGAUUUGCAAUAUACGCAUCACUUGUAGAGGAAGUGGGACAGACAAUGAAAGAGGACAACUAUCGGAUAUAUGUUACACUAACAACUGGGGAUAUAUCUGGGAAGAUGAUGUCCCUAGAACUUAAGCAUGUCAGGCCAUUGUCAGAAGAACAUCAUCAACUAUUGGUUAUUUACAUACCGCGAGCACAGAUUCCCGAAGCGUUGUUCACUCAGACAUUAACAACUGCAAUGGACUUUUGCAUACAUAUCAGUGAUAGCCCUCAUGUAAAGGUUCAAAGAUGUGGGUUCCGUAUUGUGUACCAGGAAGAUAUACAAGGGUUUGCUGAUAC